GUUUGGACACAGUGCAGAACCUACUGUCCGUUGCCAUACCUGAUACAUUGACACAGGACUUUGUAGGGCGUGCCAGGGCGUGUUUUCUACAAAUCAUUAGCAACAGUAGAAAAUCACCGCACAUAUGUGAUUAGAGCCAGCUGUAAAGAUAUAAACGUUUUGACAUUCAAUGACUGAGGCUAUCGCUAAUGGAAGAGAUCGAAGAAAGAGGGGUGCAUGGCGAAUAGUUAUUUCCUAGUAGGCUACUCCAAUGCAUGCAGUUUGUGUGGGUAGACUGUUUCCUGUUUUCCGUUGGAGCCGAGCUUAAAUAAUUUAUCACAUCUGGACUCUAAUAACACGCUGAGAUGCAAACCUUUCUAAAAGGCAGGAGAGUGGGCUACUGGCUCAGUGAUAAGAAGAUGAAGAAGAUGAAUUUUGUGGCCUUCGUGGACAUGUGCAGGAAACGAGGCAUUGAGAUGGUUCAGCUGGACCUUAGCCAGCCCCUGGAGGAGCAGGGCCCCCUGGACGUUAUCAUCCACAAACUGACUGACCUCAUCCUGGAGGCGGAGAAGAACGACACGCAGGCCCUGCUGCUUGUGCAGCGUGUGCAGGACUACAUCGAGGCCCACCCCGAGACCAUUGUGUUGGACCCGCUGCCUGCCAUUCGCACCCUGCUGGACCGCUGCCGCUCCUACCAGCUGAUCCACAGGAUAGAGAGCUGCAUGCAAGAUGACAGGAUCUGUUCUCCUCCCUUCAUGGUCUUGAAUGGCGAGUAUGGACCGGACACUAUGAGGCAGAUCGAGAAGCACGGAAUCACCUUCCCGUUCAUUUGCAAAACACGGGUAGCACAUGGCACCAACUCCCAUGAGAUGGCGCUAAUCUUCAGUGAAGAAGACCUGAAGGACAUCAAGCCCCCUUGUGUGGUCCAGAGCUUCAUCAAUCACAACGCUGUGCUGUAUAAGGUGUUUGUGGUGGGAGAGUCCUACACCAUGGUGGAGCGGCCCUCGCUCAAGAACUUCCCCUCCGGACCUGCAGAACGAGGAGCAAUUUUCUUCAACAGUCAUAACGUUUCCAAGCCAGAGUGUUUUUCAGACCUGACUUCUAGGGAUAAUGCGGAGGGGGUAUUCCAGCUGCCCAGUGAUGAUGUCAUCCGAGAACUGUCCAAGGCCUUGCGUCAGGCGCUAGGGGUGUCCUUGUUUGGUAUCGACAUCAUCAUCAGCAACCAGACGGGCCAGCACGCUGUUAUCGACAUCAACGCCUUCCCAGGUUACGAGGGUGUCCCGGGGUUCUUCACCGACCUCCUGAACCACAUCACUGGGGUCUUGCAAGGCCAGGAGCCCGAGUGCGCCCCCUCUGGGCCGCACAGGGACAGUGCGGUGGGCCAGACCCCCAACACCGGCGACCGGGCCUGCGGCGCCAUUCUGGGUAAAGACGGAGCCCGAAUGGCGGAGAGCGAGUCUGCGAAAAAGGCCCAGGGCCAGAGAAGAGGCUGCAACGCCGACCUGUCCCCCAACUUCCAGCCACACUGCCUGUGUCCUAUAGCCACCAACGCCUCCUCCCAGUGACAGACACUGGACUCCAGCCUGACCUGCCUCACCCCGGCUGACCUGCCUCACCCCCUGACUAAUAAAAAGCUAACAUGUCCGUAACCAGACAAAACUUUCCAAGGACGAGGAGGGGGGAAGAAGAUGAAGAUGAAGAGUAGAUUUGUGGCUUACUGUCUUUUUCGUUUUCGUUCCGUUUCGUAGUGUUGCAGCAGAACUUUGGGAGCUUGGGAUAAUGCUUUCUUGUUGUUGCCUUCGUAUUCAUCUGGAGGGAGUGAAAUCAAAUGAUUGUGUGUGUGUGUGUGUGUGUGUGUGUGUGUGUGUGUGUGUGUGUGUGUGUGUGUGUGUGUGUGUGUGCAAUGCUCAAAAUGCGACUGGUUCUCAAGAAAAUUCCACGGUAGACUAAAACAAUUUGUCUAAAACAAAUUAUCCCUACACUACCUGCCUCAGUUUAUUCAUAGUACUGUAAGUUUCUGAGUGCAGAUGGGAAACUGAAAUACAACAUGUUUAAUUUUAUUGUAAGAUAAUAUAGAAUGCAAAUUAUAUUUUAUUGAAUCAACAUUCCUUUUUGUGAGUAGUGUGAACAACAUUUAGUUUAGUAGCCUAAUUUUUUUUGCUUCUGCCCACGGUUUUCUUUGAAGCUUUUUACAUAGUGCUGUGGAAUUCUUGAUUUGACUUUUUAAAUCAAAUACUGUGAUUUGAUGAAAGAAAAACUAUUCAUAACAACUUACCCAAAAUGUCCUGCAUGCGCAUCUUUCUUGAUUUUGUGCUUGUAUGCGGUUGUGUAUCCUGUCUCAGGACAGGAGAGCACUCCCAGAACAUUUGUAUUCAAUCUCCAGCACCUCAAUCUCCCUGCAAUCCCUCCCUGCAGAAAAAAGCUAGGUUUUUAAAUGGCUGGUAGCUGGUUCACCAGUACAGACCAGCUCUCUGCUUGAUAUAGUUUGACCAACCCAAGCUGUGUUUUGACCAGCUACCAGCUCAGACGACCUACCAGCACUAGCUGGUUGACCUGCUCAUGCCCAGCUGAGCCAUGUUAUCACAUGUCAAGCUGGCAUAUCUGUUUUUGUACAGCAAGGCUCACUCCCUAAAACCCCAAUUGUAUUUCCUUCUGAAUAUCACCUCUGGUAUUAGUGUCAUUUAAUCCCAAAAUGAUCCAGGACUGACAUCUGACUGUUUCUACGUCUUUUUCGCUAUUAUCAAUAUAGGCUUUUCUCAUGUUGGGCAUCACUACUAUGUACUAUCAGCUAGGAACUCUUCAAAUGUAUAAAUACCUAACUACUAAGGAUGGAGAAGAUUAUUUUGAAUUGUUAUUGUUAUUUUUCUUUUGUAUAAUUUAUAUACAUACAGUACAUGUACCCACAGAGCUUGGGUAAGCACUGGGUGAGUGAUAGAGGGGCGUGUCCUCAGGGGUCGUACUCAGGAGAGUGAUUGACAGCUCCAUACGUGUAGAAGCUUGUGUGCUUUCUACUCCUUCAUGGUGCAUAAAAGGGGAAACUCGGUGCCUGACGUGCUAUUCCUCUAAUCCCAGCAAUGUUUUAGUGCUGUUAGCUUCCACUUGAAUGUUUACAUAUCUUCACACGUAUAUAUGGUUAUCUUCAUAUAUAUGUUUUUUUUUCUUUGUUUUUUUUCGAUUUCUUCUUGAGAAAAGAAUUACAUUUCUGUGGCCUUUUUAAUGAUGUGAAUAAAUCUGGGGGAAAAUGAAAUAAAUAUAGAAUAUUAACUUGA
Messenger RNA from Conger conger (European conger), 3248 nucleotides. RefSeq names its product inositol-tetrakisphosphate 1-kinase-like. The transcript is spliced from 11 exons. NCBI's taxonomy places the organism in Eukaryota, Metazoa, Chordata, Actinopteri, Anguilliformes, Congridae. Gene Ontology annotation, biological process: inositol trisphosphate metabolic process. Gene Ontology annotation, cellular component: cytoplasm. The coding region runs from base 345 to 1544 and encodes 399 amino acids. Gene Ontology annotation, molecular function: inositol-1,3,4-trisphosphate 6-kinase activity; magnesium ion binding; ATP binding. The record is from RefSeq and is a predicted model, not a curated record.